This is a messenger RNA of Amoebophrya sp. A25, 158 nucleotides long. The record is from the annotation of a GenBank genome assembly. NCBI's taxonomy places the organism in Eukaryota, Dinophyceae, Syndiniales, Amoebophryaceae.
AGAAAAAAGAUGCAUCCACGUUGUCUUCUAUCGGUGGUCGUAAACGUUCCAGCAGUACUCAAACGCGUAUGCCGCCACCCGCUCCCGGCGCUGAUGUUGAAGCGCAGCGAUCAUUGAAAUGUAGUUCGUCUUGCGCAACAAGAGAGAGUCCCAUGGCG